This is a messenger RNA of Helicoverpa armigera (cotton bollworm), 921 nucleotides long. It is a transcript of the gene Dd, whose product is annotated as CTD nuclear envelope phosphatase 1 homolog. The transcript is spliced from 6 exons. Bases 178 to 909 code for a protein of 243 amino acids. The record is from RefSeq and is a predicted model, not a curated record. Lineage: Eukaryota; Metazoa; Arthropoda; Insecta; Lepidoptera; Noctuidae. Gene Ontology annotation, molecular function: phosphoprotein phosphatase activity.
UCUAGUUAGUUUUUGGUACGCGAAUUGGGUCGAUUAUGUCAUGGCGGGUUAGAUGUUUUCGGCAGUUGAUUUUUAUUGAAUUUGUUUUGAAUUACGCCGUCAAUGAUCUCGUUUCAAACGCUGUCGUUUAAAAAUAAGCUUAUUUGUAUAUUAGUGAUCUUUUUAUAAACUAUUCAAAUGCUGAAACGGUUGCAAAUGGGCCUUCGCGCGUUCAUGCUGCUCGCAUCAAAAGUAUGGAGUUGUUUUUGUUAUAUGUUUAAGAAGCAAUAUCGAGCGUUGGCUCAAUAUCAAUCCGUCAAAUAUGAGAUGUAUCCACUUUCGCCCGUAUCUAGACACAGGCUGAGUCUAGUAAAAAGAAAAAUGCUGGUACUAGAUCUAGAUGAGACGCUGAUCCACUCGCACCACGAUGCGAUGCUAAGGCCGACGGUGAAGCCCGGCACGCCGCCGGAUUUCGUGCUCAAAGUCACCAUAGACAAACAUCCUGUGCGAUUUUUCGUUCAUAAAAGGCCGCACGUUGAUUACUUUUUGGAUAUAGUAUCACAGUGGUACGAGCUGGUGGUGUUCACGGCGUCCAUGGAGAUCUAUGGGGCUGCGGUCGCCGACAAGCUGGAUAACGGCAGGGGAAUACUGCGGCGGCGGUUCUAUAGACAACACUGCACAGCAGAAAACGGUUCCUAUACAAAGAAUUUGUCGUCCAUAUGCGACGACCUCAACAGGGUGUUCAUAUUGGACAACUCGCCCGGCGCGUACCGGGACUUUCCAGAUAACGCGAUACCAAUAAAGUCGUGGUUCUCCGACCCGCUGGACGUAGCGCUGCUGAACCUGCUGCCCGUGCUGGACGCUCUGCGCUUCACGCACGACGUACGCUCCGUGCUCAGCCGCAACCUGCAUCUGCACCGGCUGUGGUAGCCGCCACUAUAC